Molecule: messenger RNA, 1437 nt
Organism: Theobroma cacao (cacao)
Lineage: Eukaryota; Viridiplantae; Streptophyta; Magnoliopsida; Malvales; Malvaceae
Product: F-box protein At2g39490-like
Molecular function (GO): protein binding
Source: RefSeq, a predicted model, not a curated record
AUGGAUUCUAAAGAUUUGAUCAGUUGUUUUCCCGAUGAGAUCCUUUAUCUCAUCAUUACCUUCCUCCCUCUUGAAUCAGCUGUCCAAACCACUGUUCUUUCUACUCGAUGGAAAGAUCUUUGGAAAAAGGCUUUUGUAUAUGGAAGUAUAGAAGAUGCUGUUGCUAAUGUAUUUAGCCUUCUUAAUGAUUUUGCUGAACUUCGUCCACUAAGAAGUAAGUGGGGAUUCCAGUUUAACAUUGGACAAGGUAGAGCCCUCUUUGCUGCCAUUGCGCCUGAUGAUGCACUCCACCUUGAUUUCUCUACUGGGGAACAAGGAUUAUCGAGAUCAUUUGAUUGGUUGUUACCGUUGAAUCUUCCGGUACGUGACAAAUGGCCAUUUCCCUACAAAAAAGAUAAGCUAUUGGAGCUAAAUCUCCCAUUGCAGCAGUUCAAAAUAAAAGCUCUGUAUCUAACAUCAGUAUGCCGCCUUUUCAGUAAGGUGCUUACAUCUCUGGUGUCGUAUUUACCAUUUCUUGAGAGUUUGACUAUUGCAAAGUGCAAUGGAGUACAAUCUUUAGAUAUAGAAAAUGCAGCUAGGCUUCAAAAAUUAACUGUCUUGGAUUGCCCACAAUUAGAAUAUUUCUGUUUUGGAGGUUCCAGUAGCUUAAAGUCUUUCCACUAUCGAGGCAGAUUGGUUUCUUUUCGGUUUAAACCGUCCUGCAAAUAUAAUUUUCAUCAAUCGCUUUCACAUUUUUGUGACUGUGGAGUCCAAUUAGAAGAUGCCAUGCUUGAUUUCAGACAAGGCCCUCUAACACGAUGGACAUGGGACUUUGAAAUGCCUACCAGUGUUGGUCCUAAUGGAUUCUACAAAAUCUGCAAUUGUGGUAGCACCACCUUGUUUCAAUGCUGCAAAUUAAUUCUGGAUAGCGUACGUUGUGCUGAAUCUCUAACAAUGUGCAGAUGGCUUUACGAGAAAUCAUUUUGCAAGAAGUUACCCUCUUCAAGGACAAACCUAGGGUUUUAUUUGUUGCUGCUCAAAGAGCUUAGGUGGAUUGAUUGUUCAGCGGAGAGAGAAAAUAUCAAUGCCCUACUUUGCUUUCUGAAGUUCUGUCAUAACUUGGAAAGACUAUAUGUGACUAUUGAUCCUAAAUGCUAUAACUUGCCUAGCACUAAAAGAUUCUCAGCUAUGAUCAAUGUUCCUGAUUAUAAACUCAAAGAUCUCAAGUUUGUCAAAGUAGAAGGAUGUGCAGAUGAGACCACAGAGACUCUCUUUGCAAGGCGGUUGAUACCUUUAUUUCCAAGGACUCCACUAAUUAUAUCAAAACCAUAUGGGAGUCGUUUGAGGUGUCUAGUAAAGGUGCCUAAGUUGGAGAAGAAAGGGAAGUAUCCUUACAAGUUUAAAGUGGUUGAAAAGCUUCCUGAAAUUUACUCUGAUCAUGUUCAUAUGAACGUUUAA